AUGGCGUCCACCAACAGCGCAGAGUGGAGGGCCAUCUGCGACAAAUUCACCAACGCCCAGCAUCUCACCGACACGGAGUCCCGAAACGACCCAGAAAACGACCCGUUCCGCUCCAAGUACAGAGCCAGGGAGCUCCUCAGAGAGAUCUACUGCGCGCUGAAGAGCUUCGAGGCCGGGGAUGGAGAGGAGGACACCGGCGGCGAGAUCUCCGAGCAACGGCCGGAGGACCAACCGGUGGACGGCCAGAGGGAGGACGUGUUCAGCCAGGGGCUCCACGGCAACUCUCCGGCCGGACUGCGGGCAGCCAAGCUCGGGGCGGUGGAGUACUACCUGGGGGUUAAUCAUGUGGACACGGAGGAGCUGUCAGCCGGGCAGGAGCAUCUGAUGAACUGCAUGAAAAUGCUGGAGCGGUGUAGGGUGUCCUCAGAGAACGUGUCUCUGUUCAUCCAUGCCAGGAACCAGCUGGGCAUCCUCUGGGCUGGCCGUGAUGAGACCGAGACAGCCCAGGGCUUCCUGGAAACAGCAGAGUCCAUCUACCAGCGCUACAUGAAGGAGGAUGGGAGGCCUCCCACGGACAUGACGGAGUACUUCAGUACGGAGGAGAACCAGCUGACACAUCAGGAAAGGUUCAAGAGGUUUGAGUUGGCUUACACCCAUACCAUGUACUACCUGGCUCAAGUUUACAAAAACCUCGGGGAAAACGAGCGCGCCGCCACCUACUGCCACAGCACACUGCAGAGGCAGCUGCAGCUAAACCAGUUCAGUCCAAUGGAGUGGGCUCUGAACGCUGCUACACUGUCUCAGUAUUAUAUCACUAAGGGCCGAUACAUGGAAGGCCGGCACUGUCUGUCAGCAGCGACUGUUAUAUCGGGUUUGGCGGGAGAGGUUCCCUCUGACGCCGCCGCACAAGAAAGUGAGACGGAGAACGAGCGCAGGGAGCAGCUCCGGCAGAAAAGAGCAGAGAUCGCCAGGUGCUGGAUCAAAUACUGCCUCAAUCUCCUGCAGGACGCCAAGAAGCUGCUGGAGGACAACAUUGGCGAGUUGGAUACGGAUCGGCAGGAUGAGUUGAAAAGAGCGAGAAGACAGGAGGAGGAGGAGGAAGAAAAGGGCAGGAAGAGCGCUCUGCUGUUCGGAUCUGAAGAUACCUUUGAUUCUAUCGCCAGCAUGGAAGAAAAGGUGAUGUGCUUGUUCCCUUUGGACUUUACCGAGGCCAGGUCUGUGUUUUUGGUGGGACAGAACUACGUAACGCAGGCUAAGGAGUACUUUCAGAUGGACGGAUAUGUGACGGACCACAUAGAGAUCCUGCAGGACCACAGUUCUCUGUUCCGGGCCCUGGCCUUCUUCGAGGAAGAUCUGGAGCGUCGAUGCAAAAUGCACAAGCGAAGGGUUGACAUACUGGAGCCGAUCUGCAACGACUUGAACUCCCGAUACUACCUGCUGAUCCGCAGACAGCUGAUGUUUGAGUUGGCUGAGACCUACAACGAAAUGAUGGACCUGAAGCUGACUCUGGCCAACAGACAAGCGGAUAACCAUUCCCUGGAUAGCCACACCAUUAAGAAGUUCAACCAUCUCUGCUCUGCCUCUGCCAAGUACUUCCAGAUGUUCCUAGAUUCUCUGUGCUCACCGGAAGGGAAGCCGCCGGAGCACCUGGAGGAGGAGGUGCUCAGACCAGCCCUGGUGGCCCGAUUCAGAGUGGCCCGACUUCACAGCAAACUGAUCAGCUCCUCGCCCCCGGUUCAGAUGGAGAACCUCAACAGAGCUCUGGAAAACUACAAGUACGUGGUGCAGUACUGCGAGGCGCACCCCGAAGCGGCCGCCGCAGUGGAGACGGAGCUGGAGCUGAGUACGGAGAUGGUCGGCCUCCUCCCUCUUAAGAUCAACCGCCUCAAGUCCAGGAUGGCUGCAAACAACUGAGGACCGAGUUUCAUUUUCGCUUCUCACUGACUGAUGUAUGGCUUAACUGAUCUUGUUGACUCGAAUUAACCGAUCAAAAUGUAACACAAGGCAGCCAAAGAAGCCAAAAUGUAGAUUCUGGUUCUUGUUCCUCAUGUCCUUAAUAUGGUGAUUGUUAAUUUCUCUGUGCGUUCAGCAUGCUGCUUUUAAAUGCAUCGCAGCCUAUAACCGCUGCAAAGUGCUCUCAGUAUUGUGCAAUAAAUGUCGUGGUUAAUCUCAGAUAUAUAACAGAUUGCACAUAGGAAAGAGAAACAAUCUUUUUUUUUUUUUUUUUUUUUUUAUUCAAAGGAGAAAAAAAACUGUUUGGUAUAUUUCCAGAACAUGAAUUUGUUUUCAACACUGUGAACUCACUGAAUGCAGACCUGUUUGCUUGUCUUCAGAUUAAGGUUUUCCACCUAGCAACACAAUAUUUUUUUAGGUUUAUCAGUAAGAUCUUAACAAUAUCAGUUCCUUAAAUGUAAUUCUCAGUUUCCUCUUAGAUGUUUUCAAAGUUAUGCCCUAUAUUUUAAACAUGCUUUUUUUUUUUUUUUUUUUGGUUUUAAAUGACACUAGUAGUAUCUUCCCUAAGAUUUGCCUUGUUAUGUAAAGUUAAAAAGCAAAUAACUACGCAGAAUUCCCAUCUUAUGACAUUAAACCCAAUUAAAAUUUUCCAGAGGAGAUUCUCUGUUUGUUUUGUUUUUAACAACAAAUUACUUAAACGAAUAGAAAAGACUGACCGACGUGUUCUACACUGCGACAAACUACACUAAAAUGAGUCAACCCCCGCUGCAGUUUUAGGUGUUUUGGCAAAAUGUACAAAUUAACAGCUGUUUGUAAUGAAAAGAAUAAAGUAAAUGUGAAUAUCAACAUUAAAAACAAAAUAAAACUUCA
Messenger RNA from Fundulus heteroclitus (mummichog), 2823 nucleotides. RefSeq names its product kinesin family binding protein (gene kifbp). Lineage: Eukaryota; Metazoa; Chordata; Actinopteri; Cyprinodontiformes; Fundulidae. Gene Ontology annotation, molecular function: protein binding. The record is from RefSeq and is a predicted model, not a curated record. The transcript has 13 exons. The coding region runs from base 1 to 1914 and encodes 637 amino acids.